AUGAACCAACCUUUGCAACAGCCAUCACAACAAUUACAACCUUUACCAAUACAUGUCAACAUGGUGCGGUAUAUUAUUGAUGAGCCGCUUUCAACGAUUAUACGACGAUUACUCCAAAUCAAAAUGAUACUUCGAGUCUAUUAUUUGAAACUUAUAGGAUUUAUGCAGAGCGGUAAAAACGUAAUCCAUCAUGUGAACCGAGUGGUUGAUGUGCACUUAAUUAGGGAUAUUGAUUCUCCGAUUCUCCGAGGAAUGAAUAAAACAAUUGUCAAAGAGAAAUUCGCUGUAUGA
Messenger RNA from Ambispora leptoticha, 291 nucleotides. The record is from the annotation of a GenBank genome assembly. NCBI's taxonomy places the organism in Eukaryota, Fungi, Glomeromycota, Glomeromycetes, Archaeosporales, Ambisporaceae.